AUGAUUUGGUUAAUAUUCGUUCUCUCCAUCCUGAAUGGAGCUCUCUGUCAGCUGCACUACUCCGUGCCAGAGGAGCAUGAGCCUGGCACUGUGGUUGGGAAUAUUGCAGAGGAUUUGGGGCUGGACAUCACCAAACUUUCCGCUCGGCGGUUCCAAACGGUGCCCAGUUCACGGACACCUUACCUGGAGGUGAACCUGGAGAACGGAGCGCUUGUGGUGAAGGAGAAAAUAGACAGAGAGGAAAUCUGUAAGCAGACCAUCCCGUGCCUACUGCACCUGGAGGUGUUCCUGGAGAACCCGCUGGAGCUCUUUCGAGUGGAGAUCGAGGUGUUGGACAUCAACGACAAUCCACCCAGCUUCCCGGAGACCGACAUUUCCGUGGAAAUUUCUGAGAGCGCGAUUCCCGGGACGCGCUUCCCGGUGGAAAACGCGUUCGACCCGGACGUUGGCACGAACGCGCUCAGCACGUAUGCCAUCACGAAUAAUAACUUUUUUUACCUCGACGUGCAGACGCAGAGCGACGGGAACAAGUUUGCAGAGCUGGUGCUGGAGAAGCCGCUGGACCGAGAGCAGCAGGCGGCGCACCGCUACGUGCUCACAGCUGUGGACGGGGGCACCCCGCAGCGCACCGGGACCGCUCUCCUGGUCGUUAACGUUCUGGACUCUAAUGACAACGCACCCACGUUUGACCAGUCUGUGUACACGGUUAACCUGCGGGAGAACUCACCCGUGGGCACUCUAGUCAUCCAGCUGAACGCCACGGAUGUUGACGAGGGACUAAACGGGGAAAUAGUUUUUUCUUUCAGCAGUCACAACACCCCGCGGGUAAAGGACUUGUUCAAUAUUGAUGCCAGAACUGGCAGGAUAGAGGUGGCGGGUGAGGUGGACUUUGAGGAGAGCAACACGCACCAGAUUUAUGUUCAGGCUAAAGAUCUGGGCGCGAAUGCCGUUCCGGCGCACUGCAAAGUGUUGGUCAAACUGAUGGACGUGAACGACAACACACCAGAGAUCGGUUUCAGCACUGUGUCAGAGUCUGUGAGCGAGCAGGACGCCGCCGGCACCGUCAUCGCACUUUUUAGCGUCUCGGACAGAGACUCCAGUGAGAACGGGCAGAUGAGCUGCGAGAUACUCGGUGACGUUCCUUUCAAGCUGAAAUCAUCUUUUAAAAACUACUACACCAUUGUGACAGACGGGCCGUUGGACAGAGAGAGCACGGAUUCCUACACGAUCACUGUGGUGGCCAAAGAUAAAGGUCAGCCUUCACUAGCAACCAGCAAAUCCAUUAAAGUGCACGUCUCCGACGAGAACGACAACGCGCCGCGCUUUACGCAGGCAGUUUAUGAUGUGUAUGUGACUGAGAACAACGUGCCUGGUGCUUUCAUUCACGCAGUGAGUGCUUUGGACCCUGACAUGGGUCAGAACGCUCUAAUUACCUACUCCAUAUUGGAGUGUGACAUCCAGGACAUGUCUGUGGACACGUAUGUUUCCAUAAACCAAGACACCGGAUACCUUUACGCUUUGCGCUCUUUUGAUUAUGAGCAGCUGAAGGAGUUUAGUUUCAUGGUCCAGGCUAGGGAUUCAGGUGCUGCAGAGCUCUUCUCGAACGCCACAGUUAACGUGAUCAUAGUAGACCAGAAUGACAAUGCUCCCACUGUCAUUGCCCCCAUUGGGAAAAACGGCACAACCAGAGAGCAUCUCCCGCGCGCUGCAGAACCUGGAUACCUGGUGACACGCAUUGUGGCCAUGGACGCAGAUGAUGGUGAAAACGCACGACUGUCCUACAGCAUCCUGCGGGGCAACGAGAUGGGAAUGUUCCGCAUGGACUGGAGGACUGGAGAGCUAAGGACUGCACGUAGGAUCUCUCCAAAGCGCGAACCCCAGGGCUUCUACGACCUGCUGAUUGAAGUAAGGGACCACGGACAGCCCCCACUCUCCUCCUCCGCCAGCGUGAGUGUGAUUUUAGUGGACAGUGUGGUGGAGGGCCGCAGUGGAGACCGCGGAUCAGCCUCCAAGUCUAAGGAGACCUCUCUUGACCUCACCCUCAUUCUCAUCAUCGCUCUGGGCUCCGUUUCCUUUAUUUUCCUCCUGGCAAUGAUCGUGCUGGCAGUACGCUGCCAAAAGGACAAAAAGCUCAACCUGUACACGUGCCUGCUGGCGGGUGACUGUUGUUUGUGCUGCGGCUCAUGCUGCAGCAGGCAGACUCGUGGCAGGAAGCAGAAGAAACUAAGUAAAUCUGACAUCAUGUUGGUUCAGAGCACCAACGUGACAUCAGGAGUUGGGCCCGUGGGGCAGGUGCCCGUGGAGGAGUCUGGGGUGGGAGGUGUGGGUGGCGGCUUCGGCUCCCAUCACCACCAGAACCAGAACUCCUACUGCUACCAGGUGUGUCUGACUCCAGAGUCAGCCAAGACAGAUCUGAUGUUCCUCAAGCCGUGCAGCCCCUCCCGCAGCACUGACACGGAUCACACCAACCCCUGCGGGGCUAUUGUCACCGGCUACAGUGACCAAACACCUGACAUCAUAUCCAAUGGCAGCAUCCUGUCCAGUGAGACAAAACACCAGCGAGCAGAACUCAGCUAUCUGGUGGACAGACCAAGACGUGUCAACAGUUCGGCUUUUCAAGAAGCAGACCUUGUCAGCUCUAAAGACAGUGGUCAUGGGGACAGCGAGCAGGGCGACAGCGACCAUGAUGCCACAAACAGGGGUCAUUCAACUGGCGCUGACCUGUUCUCCAACUGCACGGAGGAGUGCAAGGCCCUGGGUCACUCCGACCGCUGCUGGAUGCCGUCCUUCGUGCCAUCAGACGGGCGCCAGGGGCCGGACUACCGCAGCAAUCUGCACGUUCCCGGCAUGGACGCCACACUGCCCGAUACUGAGCCCGCAAAAGGAUUUGCUAGCUCGUUCCACGUGGACCUGUCGGAGACGGCGUGAAUUUCUGUAGUAGACCACCAUCACUGAUUCUAGAGACAGCAUAGGAACACUAAAGAGAGGCAACAUGGACAACAGCAACCUUGGUUAAACUUCAUUAUCUCGGGUGGCGAACUGUAACGAAGCCUUGGCAGUGGCUGCUGAGGGAGGAAAGGAGAAAUAAUUACUGAGUAGCUGUAAACCUCUGGAUACCCGAGGAGCAAUCCAAGGCUUAAUUUCUCUCAGCAGGACUGAGACCGGGGCCAAAGCUCUUGACCAUGGGAAGAUUAAAACGGUAUCAUUUUACAGACAAAAAAAGGGAACUGAAAAAUCAAAGCAAGUGGGACAAAUAAACCUUCUGAGAGGUGUUUUUAUUCUGACUGAGGGGUUAGCCUCUAGAAAAAUGUGUGUGCCUGUUUACAUCAAGAAAAACAAACAAAAAAAGACCUAUUGUUUCUGUACAGACUUCAACCAAUGUCUACGGAACCCUUUAGCUAUUUCUAUGAUCACCACUAAGCCAGCUGUACAGACACCGUUGGAUGGAAAUAAAAAAAAGAGACUGAUAGUUGGAGACUCCGUUACCGAGAAGCGGACGGAUAACGAAAGAAGGAGAUAGAAACAGAGAGCAGGUGUUGUACAUGAAUAAUACAAGUGUAAGGAGACAAGGACAAGCGAUGGCGUGCAGUAAUAUAAAAUCUAUUAUGUUUUUUUUGUUUUUUUUACUUGACUGUCUUUAUAUAACUUCUCUUUUUUUUUUUUUUUUUUUUGUUUCCGUUGUUCUUUUUGUGUGAUAAACGUGUGCAGACGACAAAUAUCCAAACUCACCGUUACAGACAGGAAUUCCUUUGGUUCCCUCCUCUUUCGAGCAAAGCCACUUCAGGAAGGAGAUCUGGACAAACCACUGUGCAGAAGGAUCUCGUGUUGGUUUUAUAAAUAAAACAUCAGAAAUUAAUGUUCACAUUGGAUCACGUUUUUCAAAGCACUUAUUUGUAUUUUUAAGGUCCUUCCUGAGCUGACUGCACUGAAAGUGAAUAACCCGUUCGUGAUAUUUGGCUCUGUUGACGCCAUCGGCCGACACAAAAACAAUCAGACACAAUCUGUGGUUUUUAUCAUGUGUGCAAAGUGUUUACUGUGCUAUUUUAAAAGCGUAUAA
This is a messenger RNA of Nematolebias whitei (Rio pearlfish), 4057 nucleotides long. RefSeq names its product protocadherin-10. NCBI's taxonomy places the organism in Eukaryota, Metazoa, Chordata, Actinopteri, Cyprinodontiformes, Rivulidae. The coding region runs from base 1 to 2928 and encodes 975 amino acids. The record is from RefSeq and is a predicted model, not a curated record. Gene Ontology annotation, cellular component: plasma membrane. Gene Ontology annotation, biological process: homophilic cell-cell adhesion. Gene Ontology annotation, molecular function: calcium ion binding. The transcript is spliced from 5 exons.